AGUUUACUCUAAACCAGAGAAAGAAGAAGAAAACAAGAACUUUAUUCCGAAGAGGACAUUAACACAGGCCUGAUUCUACACAAGAUUUUCCAUUUCUCUGAAAUUGAUGUAUGAGACAGAGAUCGUCGAAGCAGAACGGAAGAAUCGAGGAAACCAGAUGGAGAACACUCAUUCCUGUCCUCGAAGAUUGAAUUUCAAUCUCAAAAAUCUUCCUCCAAUUAAUAACUCGCUCAUUGGAACUGGAAAUCACUCCUCUAUUUCGGCUAAAUUCGAGAAAUCCAGGUAUAUUAGGCGCGUUCCUCAGUUUAUCCCCCAGAAUCACCGGCCGAACGAAUAUGCUGGCUUGCCGAUGAAACCAGCGUGUUCUGGUUCCGCUCGAGCUCUGAAUUCGAAGACGAUUCCGGAGGCCCCGUCGGAUUCCUUCGUUCAAAAGAAAGACAAUAGCCAGGAAAUAGCUUCGAGGAGUAGCUGUUGCGGACAUGGCUCGACCAAAGAAGGUACUCCAGAAAAGAGAGCGGCAAAGUCCCUUCUGUUUGAGAUAUGCACUGCAAAUCACUGGCAGCCUCCUCUAUUUGAAUGCUGCGAGGAAGAAGGUCCAAGCCAUGCAAAAAAGUACAGAUUCAAGGUUACUGUUGAGAUGAAGGGAGCUUCUGAAACAGUUUUGGAAUGCUAUGGAAACCUUCAAACAAGAAAGAAAGUUGCAGCAGAGCAUGCAGCAGAAGGAGCAAUAUGGUACUUAAAGAAUUUGGGAUAUUGUUUUAAAAGAUAAUUAGGAAUUCUAAAGAACAAGAAAUGCCAAAUGAGUAAGUCCUUUUUGAACCUAGACUCUUUCCCUGGAGCUAAAUUUUCACUCUAACACACAAGUACAUGUUCAGGAGUAAUUUUAAAAUUGCUAAAAUCAAUUUUCUUGUGUUAAAAAUUAGUUCAAAAUAAGUCAAUAAUCACUCAAAAUUAAUUUAA
Molecule: messenger RNA, 960 nt
Organism: Benincasa hispida (wax gourd)
Lineage: Eukaryota; Viridiplantae; Streptophyta; Magnoliopsida; Cucurbitales; Cucurbitaceae
Source: RefSeq, a predicted model, not a curated record